AUGUUGAUCUCCGAAGAGCUGGAAGACAUCACCAGGUAUGGGUCAAAGGAAUUAUUUGUUGAUGAGAAUGAUGAGGCUAUGAAAUCAAGACAAAUCCAAUACCAUGAUGCUGCAAUAGAUAGGAAACAUUCAGCGGUUUUAGAUCCUUUAAAACGUCAUAAAGAUGGAAAAAAGUUGUUUCAAUUCAACCGCGUUUUUGGUCCAACUGGUACUCAAGAGGAGGUUUUUUGCCGACAAGAGAAAAAAGCCAAACACAGCGCCAACGGCGCACAUGAUUCCCUUCUAGUUCAUAAUCCAUAAACAAAGACGAACUUCAAAACCCUUCAAAUUUGGAAGGAAAAUUAGAAGAGAAGAUUAUGCAUCCAUUAUCUUUUGUUCUUUUCUCUAAUUCUUUCAAAAAAUAAUUUUGAAAACAUUUUUUUUAGUUAUCUCUUUAAAUUGAACUUAUAAACAAAAUAUAAAAAAGAGAAACAAUGUAAAGAGAAGAAACAUAGAUUUUAAAGGAAAAGAAGCAUCCUUGUUUCCUAUUAAUGGGAGAACAUUCGUCUGAGUUUGGAAGACGAAAAUUAUGUGUAUCAAAUCCAUACGCUUUAUCCAAACAAUUAAACAUCAUCAAACCCGAACCCUUAACCGAACCCCCUAUUUAUUUGAGCUAAAUGUAAAUAAAAACAACAUAAUUUAUUUAUUUGUAUAUUAUAUUAUCUCUCAUUUAAUUUAAUCCUCUAUAAUAAAUGAAAAUAUUUUUGUCACUUGUCAUUCUCUUAUGC
Messenger RNA from Lactuca virosa, 767 nucleotides. Lineage: Eukaryota; Viridiplantae; Streptophyta; Magnoliopsida; Asterales; Asteraceae. The record is from the annotation of a GenBank genome assembly.